AUGGAGACGAUUGAGCAACAAAGACAUUCACUCUCUUCUUUGCCUAUGCUCUCUAGGCUUGAACACUUAGAUUUCGUUAUCAAGAAUCUAGAGAGACAACAAAACCUUUCGAAAUGGAAAGACGAAAGCGCGGCUACCACACGCGGAGUAAUCGAUAGAGGCACGGCGAUCAGAGAAGCUUAUUUCAAAGGAUCGUUACUAGAUCGAAUCGCGGCUUUGGAGACCAGACUUUUUCAGAUAUGUUUGGAGUUGGAAUCGAGCAGUGCAUCAUCUACUUCAACUGGAGGGUCUGGUGAAACAUCAAGCCAAAGGAUUAAGAAAGAUUUGACAAAGACAUUACCAAUUUUCAGUAGCAACGUUAACCCUUUUCAUGUUCCCUUACAACAUCCACAAGACCCUCGGGAGAUGGAGGAGAAGAUUGAAGAAGAGAAAGAGGAAGAGAUAAACAUAGAGAAGCCAUUACUGGAGAAGAAGGUUAAGAAGAAUCAUGCUAAUGAAACUUGCAAACCAAACAAGAAGACGAAGAAGAAGAAGACAAAAUCUCCCAAGAAAUGGUGUCGUUUUAGCUUGUUGGGCUGCUAA
Molecule: messenger RNA, 582 nt
Organism: Capsella rubella
Lineage: Eukaryota; Viridiplantae; Streptophyta; Magnoliopsida; Brassicales; Brassicaceae
Exons: 4
Coding region: 1-582 (193 amino acids)
Source: RefSeq, a predicted model, not a curated record